AUGCCAACUAUCUAUGAUAUACAACGCGAAGAAAUGUAUACUACUGAUCCACGUUCAAAUACAACAUAUGAUACAUAUGGGUCAGUUGGUACUUCUGUCGGUUAUAUGUCAGCUAUUACACCACGACAAGUUAUUAUAACUCGACCUGUAAAAAACUUAGGUGGUGGAAAUCGAAAUGUAUCAUCUAAAAUGAGUGUAUCUCAUUCGAUGUCUAGUAAUGCUUCAGGAUUACGUGGUGCAGUUGGUGGUGGCGGUGGUUCAUGGGCAUUAGUUCCAUUUACUAGCCAACGUGCUGAAGAAAAACGACAAUUAGCUGAAUUAAAUGAUCGAUUUGCUGAAUAUAUCGGUAAAAUUCGAUAUUUAGAAGCUGUUAAUCGUAAACUUAGUCGUGAUUUGGAUAAUAUUCGAAAUAAGAAAGGUAUUGGUUUACAACGAAUACGUGAAAUAAUAACACGUGAAAAAAAAGAAGCUGAAGAUACAUUAAAACGUAUGGAUGAUGAUGUUCGAUCAGGACAAGGAAAACGACAAGAAGCUGAAGCACGUCUUAAACAAGCUGAACAACGUUUAGCUAGUGUACAACGACCAGAUCAAAUAAAUAAUGCUAAAGGUCAAUUAAAACAAUUACGAGAAAAAAUUAUUGAUCUUGAAAAAAAAAUUGAAUUAAUACGAAAAACAAUUGCUGAUAAUGAUGAUGAAAUUGCACUAUAUAAUGCUGAAUUACAACGUAUUCGAUCUGAUAUUGCAAAUCUUAUAUCAGAAAUUGCUAAUGAAGCAACACAAAAACAAUUAUUAAUGGCAGAAAAAACUGUUCUUGAACAAGAAUUAAAAGCUCUUGAUACAGCACAUAAAUUUGAUGUUGAACAACUUCGUUCAAAAGUUGCUAUUGCUAAUGUUGAUCCAGCACCAUUUUUUGAAAGUGAAUUAACAUCAGCUAUACGUGAAAUACGUAAACAAUUUGAAACAAUAACGGAUCAACAACAACAACAAUUACAAAAUUAUUAUCAAGCUAAAGUAAGUGCAUUAAUUGAAUAUCAUCAACCAAAAGAACCAAUUGAAUCACAAUGGCAAACAGAAAAAAUUCGUGAAAUAACACGUAGUGUAUCUGAUAUACGCGGUCGAGUUAAUGCAUUACAAAUGGAAAAUCAAGAUCUUGAUAGACAAAUAGCUGACAUACGUCAACAAAUACAAUCAACAAAUUAUCAAGAAGAUCAACGUUUAAUUGAUGAGCAAAAACGUUAUCGAGAUGAAAUAGAUCGUCUUAAAGGUUAUAUAAAUGAUUUAGAAAAAUAUCGUACAACACUUGAAGAAGAAAUACGUCGUUAUCGUUUAUUACUUGAAGGUGGAAAUAAUCAAGUUGGUUUACGACAUUUUGCUGAAGAAGCAGAAAAAAUCAUGAAUCGUGGUCGAUCAUUACUCGAUUCACUCAAUUUACGAUUGAUGAGAAAUGCAUCUGGUGGAAGUAAUUCUCAUAAUAUACGUGAAGUUACUUAUUCAACAUCUUAUUCAUCAGGUGGCGGUUUGAGUGGUCGUUCACCAUCGACUUCACGCAAUGUUUCACCUCAUCGCUAA
Messenger RNA from Adineta steineri, 1569 nucleotides. The record is from the annotation of a GenBank genome assembly. NCBI's taxonomy places the organism in Eukaryota, Metazoa, Rotifera, Eurotatoria, Adinetida, Adinetidae.